AUGGAGCUGCUGGAAGAAGCGGAUGCAAAAAGUCAACCACAUAAUUAUGAAAAGGAGCCAAUGGAUGAGCCCGCCAAAUAUGUGGGAGGACCAUACGACGUCUAUUUAAGGGUAAACUAUUUCCCUUUCAUAGACAUCCCGCCUGGAAAGCUUUUGCAUGCACAACAUCGACAAUGGCACGGCAGUCCCACCGCCAUGAUCAUGCACGCUAUGCGAAAUUUGACCCGCGGUGACGGUUGGAUGACGAUGAGCCGGCUGAUCAAAAGACAACUCGACGAGCUCCAGUAUCUGUGGUCCAGGGAACCAGAAGCCAAGGCCUCAUCUUUACCGAUGAUAUCUAACCCGAGUUCUACAUCUUCGCCUCGGACAACAGACAAACCGGCAUCCGGCCAAAAAUCAGGCCCAGAGGAUGUACGUAAGGAAACAAGCCACCGCGAGGUUUCUUGGCAGUGGGGUCCAGCAUCAUCUUCAAAUGAUGCGAUUUUAUUGCUAAGUAACGUCGAAGAGCGAUGCAGAGUCCGCAGAGAAUCUCAAUCAAGUAGAGACUAA
Molecule: messenger RNA, 549 nt
Organism: Orbilia oligospora ATCC 24927
Lineage: Eukaryota; Fungi; Ascomycota; Orbiliomycetes; Orbiliales; Orbiliaceae
Exons: 1
Coding region: 1-549 (182 amino acids)
Source: RefSeq, a predicted model, not a curated record